GUGACGACACAGCAGGUGUGGAGUGUUCGUCGGUGGUAGGGCGGGUUGAAUGGUUCACUGCGAAGGACAGGGCCGGGGCUGGCCUCGAAGGCAUGAAAAGCCGCACGCGCACCACCAACAUCAUGGACCUAUCCGGUCUGCAAGACCUUAGGAAACACUCUGUCAUCGAACCUAGAAUUGUCAUCAAAGAUUUGAAAGUAAACUUCAACGAUAUUAUAGAAGGAAAGGAUGAGUGGAGUGUGCAAGACAAAAUUUCUCAAAGGGUUUUACGCAGAUUGCUGGACCAUAUUGCUCUGCGGUCAUUUAUCAUUGCACUGCUUAUUGGAAGCUGUAUUGCCAUCAGUUGUCAGACAGACCCUGCUAUCUCAGAGACCUACUCCAUGUUCUUUGCAAUAUUUGAACAAGUAUUGGUGACUAUCUUUCUCUGGGAAAUGUUGCUGAAAUGGUACUAUGGAUUCUGGAUAUUCUGGAAGGAUGGCUGGAACAUUGCAGAUUUCCUCGUCACAUCCGCCUUAUUCAUAGGUUCCACGACGUCAUUCAUGAGGAAUCACGAGCUCUUUUAUGUACUGAGAGUACUGAGACCUCUGCGAAUGGUGCGGAGUUUAGCUGCCAUCCAGGGUCUGGCCAUUAUGGUGCAGGUAAUCAUCCAGUCAGUUUCUGACAUGGCCAACAUUAUCUUCCUGCUCAUCCUGAUCACAUUGGUAUUCGCUGUGUUUGGGGUGAUCAUAUUUAGCACUGAAGUUCCAGAAUCAUUUGGGAGUUUGGAGAGAGCUAUGUACUCGCUGUUUAUCUGCAUCACACAAGAUGGAUGGGUGCAAAUUUAUGAAGAAUUUGUGCAAAAGGAUGGAGCAAUAAUGUACUGGGGUGCACUGUACCUCUUCAUCUUCAUCAUAGGAGCAUCUUUUAUCUGUGCAAACAUUAUGGUUGCCGCAGUGACUUCAAACCUGGAGCAAGCAAUGUUAGAGCAAAAGGAAAAGAGGCAUACACUGACUGAUGAUUCAACUCUAUUGGCUGAGUUGAAAGAUGAGGGUGAAUCAGGGCCUAAGAUGCCCUUGAUCCAUGUGCAAGACUGUAUCAGGCAGAUUACCAUGGCUCACAAACAGCAACCAAUGAAGUACAGCUCUCUGGAGAAUCUUAAUCUUACAACAUACGAGGAAUUCUGUCUAGUGCUUGAAGCUAUCCAGAGGAACAUCCAUUACUAUAAGCAGAUUCGCCUUGAGCUCAAUAGCAUUGUGAAAGAGCUAAGAGAUCUCUUAUUUAACCGUGAGCAACAGAAGCAGAUUAUGCAUCAUGAGAAAAGGAUAUUGGAUAUGACUGAAGCUCUACUCACCAAUGAUAUGCCAACAUUCAAAAAGAAAGAAAUGCUCAGCAAUAUGAUAAUGGAAAAGGUGAAAAUCUUAGCAUCUCACAGUGCUCAUUGUUUGUCUGUAGACCCAACAGAAUUCUUCAGUCAUGCACUUGGUUCACCUUGCUGCCAGCUGUUGUUUUAUUGUUUGUAUUUUCUUAUUUGCAACAAAUCUAGGCAAAACUGGGACAAGCACCCAAUUGGUUGUCAUUUCUAAUAUAUAUUUUAUAUUACAGAGACUCAGCUAGACCAUCAGUUUAUAUAAUGUGGCUACUAAGGCAGUUCAAAGUAAUCUGUGGUGAAUGACUCACCUCCUGACUCCCUAAAGCCUUUUUAUCACCUAUAAGGCACAAGACAGGACUGUGAUUUAAAUACUGUCCACAUGGCUGAUAGGGUUCAACAACAACAGCACGUGAGGUGUUUGGCAGUAUCCAAAACAAAGCAGCCACUUGAUCUUUUUAUGAUCUUGCCACUUCACACUUAAACUGUAUUGGGGUGUUUGGUUUGAUUAGCGUCUCAUCCAUUAAUUUAACCUUCUCGUACCUGCCCACCUUGCCUUAAGUGUAGAUAUUUUUAAUCAACUUGUUCAUGUUAUCACAUGACGGAGACAGGUGGGACUUGAACCUGGAUCUUCUCAACCAGAGGUAGGAAAACUCUACUGUUGUGCCACAAUUAUUCUUUCAUGAGAUGUGGGUAUCACUAGACAGGCUGGCAUUUAAUUGUUCUUUAAUUGAGUGGCCACUAAAUAGUCAACCACAUUGUUUGGCUUCAGCAUAUACUACUCACAGGCUGCACUACUGCCACUGAAUAAGUAUUUUUCAUUAGAACCUCCCAGACUCAUAACCUUAGUCACCUAGAAAAAUAAAAGCAGCAGAUGCAUCAUGGAAUACUAUCACAUCCACAUCAGACAUCUAAUUUAGAUUUUUAUCACCAUUACAAAAUUGUUGCUGGACCAAAUCCUACCAUCCGCAUUGUCAGAGCACUUUACCACAUGGACCAUAGUGCUUCAAGAAGGCACAUCACCACCUAUUCAGUGCAACUAGGAAACAGUAAUAAAUGCCAGUCAUGCCAGCAAUGUCCACAUCCUGAAAGUUAAUUUUUAAAAUAAGUUAAACCCUGAAUUGACGUGUUUGGGAAAAGAACUCUUAGAUAUUCACCAGAACUUUGGCACAGAAUCCGCUGAAGCAUAGGGACUCAGUGCCCUGUCCAUUAAGUUUGCUUUUUCCAGGGUUAAAAUGAAAAUCUAACAGAACCUUCUAGAAAUUUGGGACUGUCGUCUUUUGUUGAGAUUCUAAAUCAAGACAGGUUAGGAAAUAUUAAAGAUUCCUGAGUCUAUUUGAAGAAGAGCAGGGGGUUUACUGAUCUCCUGGCCAAUAUUCUCCCCUCAGCCAAUACCACCAAAAAAACUAUUAAGUGGCUGUUUUCACUUUGUUGUUUGAUAGAUCCCAUUAUCCACAAAGGCUCUGCCCUGGUAACCCACAUGAUAGCUAUGUGCUUGAAAGUGAUGCUUAGCAUAACACAAUAAAUGAUGAGUUAUUCCCAAAAGUACAAGCAUCUGCCAUCAACAUGAUAGUACUCUGUGUUGCUGUCCAUGUCGUAUGUUUGAGGCACAUGUGUCCAAUGCAUACAGGUCCUGAUCUCCAGUCCUUUCCUUCAGAUGAGAAGCUGUGUCAGUUCAUAAGACCAAAAGACAUAGGAGCAGAAAAUAGGCCAUUCGGCCCAUCGAGUCUGCUCCGCCAUUCAAUCGUGGUUGAUAAGUUCCUCUGAAUUAACCAGUCAAAUUCCACUUCUGAAUGUUGUCCUGGGACAGAAAGUUAUGCAGUAGCAGACAACUUCAGCCCAUUCUUGGUGUAUUUCUCAGAUUCAGAAUACACUAAACAAAUAAUGCAUUUAUCUAGAACUUUUCAUAUCUCAGGACAUCUCAAAGUGCUUUACAGGAAUGUAAUCAUUCUUUGGAAUUGUAAUUACUGUUAUAUGUGAAUACAUAGUUUCCAAUAUGUGAAUAUAUAGUCUCCAAUUCAUGUACAUGAUCCCAUAACUGUUAAUGUCCAGCCUGGCAUUUUUGGUCUUUGCAGUGGAUUUUGAACCCAAGACCUCCAAUUAAGAAGUAAAAGUGCUACCACCCUACCAAUGCUGACAUCUUAAUGUACAUGAGAGCAAUGGGACAGAAACGGGAAAUAAUCUUAAUGGUUAGCUGCUUCUGUAUGUUACUUUAUCUUUGUUUUAACAUCAGGUACGACGGGUAAACAACAGCAAUACAGUCAGCAGUGUAUACUCAAGAGGGUCAGAAAUUCCACAGACUUCAUCGCACUUCAUAAGACAUGUGCCUGAUAACUAGUUACU
Messenger RNA from Rhincodon typus (whale shark), 3688 nucleotides. RefSeq names its product cation channel sperm-associated protein 4. Gene Ontology annotation, molecular function: voltage-gated calcium channel activity; calcium-activated cation channel activity. The transcript has 10 exons. The record is from RefSeq and is a predicted model, not a curated record. NCBI's taxonomy places the organism in Eukaryota, Metazoa, Chordata, Chondrichthyes, Orectolobiformes, Rhincodontidae. Gene Ontology annotation, biological process: flagellated sperm motility; transmembrane transport; sodium ion transport. Gene Ontology annotation, cellular component: CatSper complex; sperm principal piece; membrane. Bases 93 to 1562 code for a protein of 489 amino acids.